Ochlerotatus camptorhynchus is the source of this 1365-nucleotide messenger RNA. RefSeq names its product FACT complex subunit spt16-like. Gene Ontology annotation, molecular function: nucleosome binding; nucleic acid binding. Gene Ontology annotation, cellular component: FACT complex. NCBI's taxonomy places the organism in Eukaryota, Metazoa, Arthropoda, Insecta, Diptera, Culicidae. The transcript has 3 exons. Bases 1 to 1365 code for a protein of 454 amino acids. Gene Ontology annotation, biological process: transcription elongation by RNA polymerase II. The record is from RefSeq and is a predicted model, not a curated record.
AUGUCGAAUAUCGUACUCGAUAAGGAUUUCUUCUACCGACGAAUAAAACGCCUCUACGCCAACUGGAAGGAACCAGAGUUUUCCCAUGAUUCGCUGCAGAUUGUGGAUUGCAUUCUGAUGGCGGUCGGUGUAGACGAGGAAACCAUCUACAGCAAAUCAACUUCGCUGAAGACUUGGCUGCUGGGAUACGAGCUGAUCGAUACGAUUACGGUGCUAUGCGAAAAGUCAAUCUUUUUCCUGACCAACAAGGAGAAGGUUGAUUUCCUGAAGCAGAUCGAGAAGGACGGUGAGGAGGGCAUUCCGUCGGUGAAGCUGUUGGUUCGGGAAAAGAACGACAAAGACAAGGCCAAUUUUGAAAAGCUGCUGGAGGCGAUUAAGGGAUCCAAGGAUGGCAAAACGUUGGGCGUCUUCUCCAAGAACAACUUCCCGGGUGAAUUCUAUGAAUCGUGGCGCCUUCAGCAAGGACAAGAGCUUCGACACGGUGGGCAUCAGCGUCCCAAUCGCGUACAUCAUGCCCUCCAAGGACGACUCCGAGGUUAUCACCAUCAGACGGUAGACGUAUUCAACAAGUACCUCAAGGAUCACAUCAUGGAGAUUAGGGAUGCUGGUAAGAAUGUGAAACAUGCCAAACUGUCGGAGGGUGUCGAGCAGGCACUGACGGACAAAAGAUACGUCUCCGAUGUGGAUACCAACUACUUGAAGUUCAGUGCAUUCAGCGACAAAAACUAUCUGCACUUUGGAUCUAUCAUCUGUGCUCUGGGUGCGCGUUACAAGUCCUACUACUCCAAUGUCGUCCGAACGUUGCACUACACCUUACUGCUCAAUCUGGAAGAGGAACUGCUGAAGGUGAUGAUUCCGGGCAAGAAGCUCUCGGAGGUUUUCGACGAAAAAGGAUCUCAUACUAAGACGUUCGGUUUUACCAUCGGGUUGGAGUUCCGGGAGAUUUCGAUCGUAGUACCUCAACAAGUGAAAUUCAGUUUAAAAAUUGCAUCCGUCAUCCGAAGUUCAGCAGAAGACCAGAUUAAUUUCCGGUUUAUUCCAGCGCGUUCGCCAAACUUCGGUGGACUGUGGGAAUCAGCAGUCAAAUCGUUCAAGCUGCUCUUCAAACGAACAAUUGGCGUGCACACUCUCCUGUACGACGAGAUGCAGACGAUCCUGACCCAGGUGGAAGCAGUGUUGAAUUCACGACCGCUCACACCUCUCAGUAACGACCCGGAUGAGUACGAAGCGUUGACUUCCGGUCAUUUCUUGAUUCAGCGGCCUCUUACGGCAAUACCGGAACCCGAUCUGGAUGGGAUUCCAGAAAAUCGUCUGUCAGCCUGGCAGAAAGCGCAGUGUUUCACGCAGCAACUGUGGAAGAAAUAG